Molecule: messenger RNA, 1456 nt
Organism: Telopea speciosissima
Lineage: Eukaryota; Viridiplantae; Streptophyta; Magnoliopsida; Proteales; Proteaceae
Product: afadin- and alpha-actinin-binding protein-like
Exons: 16
Coding region: 71-1231 (386 amino acids)
Source: RefSeq, a predicted model, not a curated record
AAGUUGGAAACUCUCUCUCCUUGUUCUCUUCACGCACCCGCCAUUAAAGCACAGAGAAGAGCUUCAAAAAAUGCUAACAACUGAUGCAGAAUUCAAUCUCAGGGCCUCUACGCAGCCCGGAUUUGGCAUCGGGGAGUACACAUUUGCUGAUGCUGGGAACUUGGAUCAUUGUGCCAAAUAUCUGAACCAGACAUUGGUUACAUUUGGUUUCCCAGCGUCUCUUGAUCUAUUUGCUACUGAUCCGGUUUCUAUUGCGCGUACCUGCAAUUGCAUUUACUCUCUGCUUCAACAAAGACAACGAGAUAUUGAAUUUAGGGAGUCCUCGAACGAACAGAGACAAAGGUUACUAUCUGACAUAUCAAGGUUAGAGGCCAAAGUUGAGAGGCUUGAAGUGCAGUUAGCAGCCAAAGAUCGGGAGUUGGCUACGCUCGCACGAAAUGAAGCAAAGGCCACUGCAGCUUUUAAGGCUCAAAUAGAAAAACUGCAGCAGGAACGAGAUGAAUUUCAAAGAAUGGUUAUCGGUAAUCAGCAAGUGCGAACUCAACAAAUUCAUGAAAUGAAGAAAAAGGAAAAGGAGUACAUAAAGUUGCAAGAGAGGUUGAACCAAGUUUUGAUGGAGAAAAAGAAGGAAUCCAGGUCUGGCAUGGAGAUAAUGAAUUUACUCCAGAAGGAAGGGCGACAACGUGGGACGUGGAAUGGGAAGAAGGCAGACAACGACUUCUAUAAGAUGAUUGUGGAUGCAUAUGAGGUGAAGAAGCAAGAACUAAUGGCAGAAAAUGCGGACUUGAGGGCCUUACUACGUUCAAUGCAGAUGGAUAUGCGUGACUUUUUAAAUGCUCCAAAUGGGUUAUCCAAGCAAACUUUGGCUAUCAAUGAAAGAUCUGAUGCAGAUCCCCCAGAGUCUCCAUUGGGUGGUAGGACGGAUGUCUUUGACCUGCCUUUUCACAUGGCUAGAGAUCAAAUAGAAGUGAGUCUGCGAACUAAGAUGGCUUCUAUAAAGGAGCGCAUGAUUCAACUGCAAGAUGCACAAAAAGAAGCAGAGGUUAUUUCUGAAGCGACUGAGAGGGAGCUUGAGCUUGAAGCUCAACUUGUUGAAGCAAGAAGCAUCAUCCAGGAACAGGCAUCUAUAAUGUCCAAACAUCUUGCAAAUUCUGAGAGGCCUAGGAGAAUGAGUGGACUCUUGGAUUCUGACAGGGAAUCACUUCUCUCGUCACCAGCUGAGGGGGUAUAAUAGACAUCAAAUCUGCAAAAGAUUUCUUCAAGCCGUUGCUUUGGAUGGUCUGCCCUGUUCUGUUCCUGAAAAGCAGAUAAGCAUGUAAAAUUUGUGAAGUUACUACAAUCAGAGUAUCAACAAUUAUAAAUUAGUUUGGAUCAUUGUAGAGAGCUGUUGUAGAAGCUGUAAUUGUAAUCCAGAAUGUUCUUUGUCAAUUCUCAAAUGCUUUUUGCAAAAUUUGUU